This is a messenger RNA of Closterium sp. NIES-65, 5241 nucleotides long. The record is from the annotation of a GenBank genome assembly. NCBI's taxonomy places the organism in Eukaryota, Viridiplantae, Streptophyta, Zygnematophyceae, Desmidiales, Closteriaceae.
AUGCUCGAGCGCUUUAAAGACAUGGCUUCUAAGAACAAGGUCCUCAAGUCAUUCAUCGGCAUGGGUUACCACGGAACCAUUGUCCCGCCGGUCAUUCUCCGUAACCUGCUCGAGAACCCCGGCUGGUACACCCAGUACACUCCGUACCAGGCGGAAAUCGCCCAGGGACGCCUGGAAUCUCUCCUGAACUUCCAGACCUUAAUUACCGACCUCACGGCAAUGCCGAUGUCCAACGCGUCGCUUCUCGACGAGGGAACCGCAGCGGCCGAAGCCAUGGCCAUGUGUCUCAACAUCAGCCGAGGGAAGAGGACCAAAUUUUACAUUUCCAACCUGUGCCACCCGCAGACCAUCGACGUGUGUCUGACACGCGCUGAUGGGCUUGGGAUUGAAGCCGUCGUCAGCGACCACACUAAGUUUGAUUACUCCAAGAAGGACGUCUGCGGUGUGCUCGUGCAGUACCCUGCGACAGACGGCACCCUCAUCGACUAUUCCGAUUUCGUCGUCAAGGCUCACGAGAACGCGGAGUAUAAGCGGCUGAUGCCCGGGAGGAUUAUCGGAGUGAGCAUUGACGCGCAGGGGAAUCCAGCUCUGCGUAUGGCAAUGCAGACGAGGGAGCAGCACAUCAGGCGAGACAAGGCCACCAGCAACAUCUGCACGGCGCAGGCUCUCCUCGCCAACAUGGCCGCGAUGUACGCCGUGUAUCACGGCCCCGCAGGCCUCAAGGACAUCGCGAACCGCGUGCACGGGCUCGCGGCGGUCUUCGCCAAGGGCGUGGAGAAGGCGGGCGCCGGCACCGUCGCCAAGGAGCCGUUCUUCGACACCGUGAAGGUGACCGUUGGCGGCGGCAAGGCUGCUGACGUGGCGGCUGCUGCGGUGAAGGAGGGGAUGAACCUGCGCGUGCUGGACGCUGACACGAUCACUGUUGCGUUCGACGAGACCAGCACCAUUGCUGACGUGGACGCGCUCUUGAAGGCCGUGGCUGGCAAGCAGCCUGCCUUCACAGCGGAGUCCAUUGCACCACAGGUGGACGCAGCUCUGCCCAAGUCGAUGGAGAGAGAGAGCGCCUUCCUCACUCACCCCAUCUUCAACGCCUACCAUUCAGAGCACGAGCUGCUGCGCUACCUGCACCGCCUGCAGGCCAAGGACCUGUCGCUCGUGCACUCCAUGAUCGCCCUGGGCUCCUGCACCAUGAAGCUCAACGCCACGGCCGAGAUGAUCCCCAUCACAUGGCCCGAGCUCGCCAACAUUCACCCCUUCGCACCCCUCGACCAGACCAACGGCUACCAGGAGAUGUUCAACGACCUGGGAGCCAUGCUGGCAGAGAUCACAGGCUUCGACUCCGUCUCCCUGCAGCCCAACGCGGGUGCUGCUGGCGAGUACGCGGGUCUCAUGGCCAUCCGCGCAUACCACCAGUCCCGUGGCGACCACCAUCGCAAUGUGUGCAUCAUCCCCGUGUCGGCUCACGGCACCAACCCGGCGAGUGCCGCCAUGUGUGGCAUGAAGAUCGUGGCUGUGGGCACGGACGACAAGGGCAACGUCAACAUUGCUGAGCUGAAGGCCGCUGCUGAGAAGCACAAGGACGACCUCGCUGCCCUCAUGAUCACGUACCCAUCAACCCACGGAGUGUACGAGGAGGGUGUUGACGAGAUUUGCCGCAUCAUCCACGCCAACGGUGGCCAAGUGUACAUGGAUGGCGCCAACAUGAACGCUCAGGUUGGCCUCACCAGCCCGGGCCACAUAGGGGCGGACGUGUGUCAUCUCAACCUGCACAAGACCUUCUGCAUUCCCCACGGAGGAGGCGGUCCUGGCAUGGGCCCCAUUGGAGUCAAGGCACACCUUGCCCCCUUCCUGCCCUCCCACCCUGUGAUACCAACUGGAGGCAUCCCCCCUCCCCCUCCCGGCUCGGUGGGCAAGCAGAUGGGCGCCAUUGCUGCCGCCCCCUGGGGGUCUGCGCUCAUCCUGCCCAUCUCCUUCAUGUACAUCGCCAUGAUGGGCGCCCAAGGACUCACUGACGCUUCAAGACUUGCCAUCUUGAACGCCAACUACAUGGCCAAGAGGCUUGAGAACCACUACCCAGUGCUGUUCAGGGGAGCUAAUGGCACCUGUGCUCACGAGUUCAUUAUCGACCUCAGGGGAUUCAAGGGCACGGCGCACAUCGAGCCAGAGGAUGUGGCCAAGAGGCUGAUGGACUAUGGCUUCCAUGCGCCCACCAUGUCAUGGCCCGUGCCCGGCACUCUCAUGAUCGAACCCACCGAGUCCGAGAGCAAGGCCGAGCUGGACCGUUUCUGCGAUGCAAUGAUUGCAAUUCGGGAGGAGAUCCGAGCCAUUGAGGAUGGGAAGGCAGACAAGGCCAACAACACGCUCAAGAACGCCCCCCACCCCGCCUCUGUGGUGAUUGCUGACGAGUGGACCAAGCCCUACCCCCGCGAGCAAGCAGCCUUCCCCGCUCCCUGGGUGCGAGCUGCCAAGUUCUGGCCCACUACAGCGGGCCUCGCUGCAACCUCACCGGUUGAUUUAAUUCUUGACAGAGAUCAGUAUACCCUUGAGGAGCUACUGGACGAGGAUGAUCUUAUUCAGGAAUGCAAGUCUCUGAACAACCGGCUUGUGAACUUCCUUAAAGGGAAGCCGCAAAUCGAGAAGAUGAUCCGAUAUGUGGUGGAGGCACCUCCCGACGAUGGAGAUGCUAAGCGGACAUUCAAAUUCCCGUUCAUUUCGUGCGAAGUCUUUACAUGCGACAUUGAUCAGAUAUUAACGACAGUGGUCGAGGAAGAAGAGAUUAUGGAUCUGCUUUUCUCCUUCACAAAUCCAGAUCGUCCGCACUCGAACCUUCUAGCAGGGUACUUCAGCAAGGUGGCUGUUUCGCUCCUUAUCCGAAAAACUCCAGAAGUGAUGGCAUACCUUCAGAGGCACCCAGAGGUUCUAGAUAACCUGAUUCGACUGAUUGGGAUCACAUCCGUAAUGGAGGUCGUGAUGAAGCUUGUAGGAGCAGACGACCAGAUCAUGAUGUAUCAUUCCGACAAGCUGGAAUGGCUGGCUGAGACGAGCCUACUGGACACAUUGCUGUCUCAACUUAGUGCUCAGAGCUCCUCAGAUGUUCAUGCGAACGCGGCCGAGUGCCUGUCAGCCAUCGCGAGAACAGCCCCAUCCGCAUUGGCCGCUCAGUUGUCAACCCCCAAGUACAUUGGGAAGUUUUUCGAGCAUGUGCUGGAAGGCCCGAGAUCGAUGACAUCCGUCAUCAACUCCCUGUCCGUCUGCAUCACGUUACUCGACCCAAAGCGCGCACCGCCUCCUGGCGUCAUGCGCAACCAGCUCCAAUAUCAGCUGCAGACCCAGCAGUAUCAGCAGCAGCAGCAAGUGAUCUCUGUGGAGACCGUGGAAGGGAUGGUUCAGCGACUGGGCGAGUUGAUUGGCAUUCUAGACCUUUCAAACGACGACAAGGUCCUCCCAACAACCUAUGGAGAGCUACGGCCGCCGCUUGGCAUUCACCGUCUCAAGAUUGUGGAGUUCAUUGGAGUGCUUCUUGGCACCAACAGCGAGCUUGUGCGCCUGGAGCUUGUGAGGCUAGGCGGCGUGCGCACAUGUUUGGAUCUCUUUUUCAGAUUUCACUUCAACAACUUUCUGCACCACCACGUGGAGAGGAUGGUCAUGGCCAUUCUGGAGAGUGGAAGCUCGUUGCUGCUGGAUCACCUUUUCGUGGAGUGCGACAUGCUCAACCGAAUCAUGACCGCCUAUGACGACCCCCAUGCGCCAGAUUCACGCCCGGAGCCAAGAGCUGCGUCAGCGAGAGUGCCUGCUCGGAGCGGGUACAUGGGCCACCUGACGAGAAUAGCCAACAGGAUCUGCCAGCUGGCAGCGUCAAACUCGCAGAUCGAGGCUCACGUUCAGGCGAAUCCACGGUGGGCGGAUUGGCAGAAGAAAGUUCUCAGAAAACGCCUUUUGCUCGAGAAUGUCUACCAGUGGUCUUGCGGCCGGCCAGCUGCAUUGGACGACCGGCCAGGCGACAGUGAUGACGACGAGUUCAACAGCCGCGACCGGGACUUUGACAUUUCCACCAUCUCGCUCACAGGAGGCUCGAACGCCAACAGGAGCUAUGGGCAAUACGCAUACGGGCAGUCACUGCUUGACUCAGACGACGUGGAAGAGGGCCACGAGCUCAGGGAUCCCUAUGACGUGGACCUCGUGAAGGCGGAGCAAGAAAUCGAGACAUUGACCCUCACUGAGAAUGCUCCCACAAGUGGUGAGUCUGAGCUGCUGCCCACGCCUGCAGCAGAGGAGCCUGACAAGCCUUUGUCCAGCGACAAGCCUGAGGGUGAUGGCGCUGCAGAUGACGAGGAGGAAGGCGCUGAGCAGACUGGCACUGAUGAAUCCGGUUUCAAGCCGUUGCUGCUGGACGGUCCCAGCAGCCUGUUCACAUCAUCAGAGGCAGCACAAACCGCAUGGGUGGCGUUCCAAGAGGAGCAGCAGCAGAUGGCAGCAGCGGGUGAUGGUGGAGAGGGUAGUGCAGUAAUAGCUGAAGAGGCAGCAGAAGGGUCGGCUGAAGGGGCAAUUGAAGGGGCAGCUGCAGGGGAAGCUGAAGUGGCUGUGGUAUCUGCCGCAGCUGAAGAAACAGCAUCUGAAGUUACAAGAAGCAGUGAAAGUUCUGGUGCUGUUACUGUCACUGACGAAUCAUCUGGGGUUGUUGCAGCAGAAAGCAUUGAGGAGUCAGGCAGUGCUGGUGCUGAUGUCCCACCAGCAAUCACUCAAGAAUCGAGUGUAGAGUCAGGAAGCACCCAGCAGGCUGUGGACGUUUUUGAGAGUUCACCCUUUGUUGCAGCUUCCACGCCAGAGGCAACAACCGAAGAAACUGCUGCAGCGCAAUCUGACGAUGUCACAGCUGCUGCACUCACAGAGGCUUCAACAGCCGCACUGACUGACCCUACUUUAGGUGAAAGCACAUCUGAAUCCCCGGAUGUCGACACAACAGCAAUUAAAGUUCCCGUAGUAGCAGGUGCUGUAGCAGAGACAACAACUGGCGAGGUAAUCUCAGGUGCAGAAGGAGAAAUCAGGGGUGCUGGGGAGACGGGUGGAGCAGGAGGGCAGCAAGUCACCCGGGGAGGUAAUAGUGAAGGGCAGGCAGGAACAGAAGCUGAUACUAGCUGUGGAUCUGCUGCUGCAGCUGUGGUGUCGACAUCAGCUGUAGAGGUCCAACCAGAAUCAGCAGAUAGCAAGGCGCCUGCUGCUGAUAGUGAAUUGGCACAAUGA